Protobothrops mucrosquamatus (brown spotted pit viper) is the source of this 743-nucleotide messenger RNA. RefSeq names its product retinol binding protein 2 (gene RBP2). Gene Ontology annotation, biological process: fatty acid transport. The record is from RefSeq and is a predicted model, not a curated record. Gene Ontology annotation, molecular function: fatty acid binding. Bases 1 to 408 code for a protein of 135 amino acids. Gene Ontology annotation, cellular component: nucleus; cytosol. Lineage: Eukaryota; Metazoa; Chordata; Lepidosauria; Squamata; Viperidae. The transcript has 4 exons.
AUGCCUGCCGAUUACAAUGGGAAAUGGGAAAUGGUAUUAAAUGAAAACUUUGAAGGUUAUAUGAUUGCUUUAGGCAUCGAUUUUGCUACCCGUAAGAUUGCAAACCAUCUAAAACAAACAAAAGAAAUUAUUCAAGAUGGAGACAAUUUCAAGACAAAAACAUUGAGCACUUUCAGAAACUAUGAAUUGAAUUAUACCAUAGGAGUGGAAUUUGAAGAGCACACCAAGGGGCUUGACAAUCGAGUUGUGAAGUCAACAGUGACUUGGGAUGGUGACAAACUUGUCUGUGUCCAGAAAGGUGAAAAAAACAAUAGAGGCUGGAAACACUGGAUUGAAGGAGACAAACUGCAUCUAGAAUUGACUUGUGAAGACCAGGUGUGCCAUCAAGCCUUCAAGAAGACAAAAUAGACUGAUGAAGCUGAUGUAGCUGCCACAUUUGUGUUGAUUUUUUUCUCUCUUUAAUGAUAACUAUAGGAAUAAAAGUUUGGUUUUUGUCAGUGAUCCAUGGUUUUGUUUGAUUAGCAAAUGAUGUAUAAAAUAAUAUUAAACACCUGCACACUUUACAAAGGAUCUUUGCCUUCCAAAUAGGAAUUAAACAAAAGUUUUGUUCUAUUUCCCAAACCUUAGCAGGUCUGGUGCAAGAAUUUUUUUAAAAGUUCAUGCUGACAAUAGUAUCUCUGUAUGUUUUCUUGUCUUCUUAAUACAUUUGUGUGGUAUCUAAGAAUAAAGUAUCACUGACUGGG